AUGAUUUACUUUUUAGGUUUAAGUGUUGCUGUUGAUGUCUUUACUCUUGUUUGUAUAAGUGUGGAACGUUACAUAGCAAUAUGUCGUCCAUUAUUAAUAAUAAAACUUCAAUCUAUUCGAUUUGCUAAUUUUCUAAAUGGUCUUAUUCUAUUUUCAAUAUGGACAUUAGGUCUUUUAACGGCUUUACCAAAUAUUUCAAUAUAUAAUUUAUGUUCUUUACCUCAACUUGGAAGAUUUAAAUGUGAGAAAGUAAAUCCAAAAUAUUUUGAUGAAAAAGUUUAUAUGGUUGCUUUAGAUGUUUUUUAUUUUUUGAUUCCAAUGCUUGUCAUGCUUAUUCUUUAUACAUUGAUCAUUUGUAAAAUAUAUAAAAAUAAUACUGCAACGAAAAUGAGAUUUUCACCGAAUAAUCAUUCAAGCAAAACUUUUUCAAAUUCAUCAAAUUCUUCAACUCUUCGACGUAAUAGUUAUCGUCAACGUCAAUGUAUCUCAUUAGAAUAUCAUCAAUAUAAUUCAAAUGGACAAAAACAAAAUAAUGGUUCAUCAAAUUUUGAAAUUCUUGGACCUAUACCAUUUCAACAAAGUAGUGCAAAAUCAAAAUCUCCUUUAAAUGAUAAUGAUUAUCAAAUAGCAUCUUCAUGGCCAAAAAAUGUUAAUCGUAAUCCAAAAAGUCCUUCAUCAAAUUUAUUUUCUCAUCAAAUAUCUAAAGAAAAUAAUCGUUCAAAAAAUUUUUAUAAUUCAAAUUAUUCUUGUAGAAGUAGUAAUAAAAGUCGUGGUUCAUCAACAAGUCAAGGAGUUUAUCAUAUGGAUCGUCAUCGUCGUAAAGCACUUAAACUUUUAAUUGUUAUUAUUGUUGAAUUUUUUAUUUGUUGGACACCAUUAUUUAUUUAUCAUACUUUUGGAACAUUUGAUAAAAAAUUUUAUCGUUCAAUGCCAAGUAUAUUUGUUGAUUUAAUUCUUCUUUUUUCAUUUGCAUCAUUAUUAUGUAAUCCAUUUACUUAUUAUUUUAUGUCAAAAAGAUAUCGAAUGGUUUUAUAUGUUUAUUUAUCAUAUUGUUGUUGUUGUUGUUAUAAAGUUAAACCAAAAUUUAACAAAAAAGAUCAAGAAGCACGACAUAUUGUUGAAGCAUUACGUUUACAUCAACAACAAAAUAUUCUUGAAUACAAACAAAAAAUAAAUAAACAAAAAUCAUCACCACCUAAUUAUAUUAUAUAUCAAACUAAAUUCAGAUCAAAUACAGUACAAUAA
Rotaria sp. Silwood2 is the source of this 1245-nucleotide messenger RNA. NCBI's taxonomy places the organism in Eukaryota, Metazoa, Rotifera, Eurotatoria, Philodinida, Philodinidae. The record is from the annotation of a GenBank genome assembly.